GAAGUUUUCUGCCAUCUCUCCAGGAGAGGACCCAAGUGGAGCUGUUUCCCAUGGGGCUGGUGCAGUGCUUGGGGGCUGCUCUUGUCCUUGUCCUGGGUUUGAGCAGCAGCCAACGAGUGGUGACCAUUCAAAGGGGGCCGCUUUACCGAGUGAGGGGCUCCCACAUCACCCUGUGGUGCCGGGUGAGCGGCUACCAGGGGCCGGCGGAGCAGAACUUCCAGUGGUCCAUCUACCUGCCGUCAGCCCCCGAGCGUGAGGUGCAGAUCAUCAGCACCGCCGACCCCUCCUUCCCCUACGCCAUCUACACCCAGCGCGUACGCAGCCGGGAGAUCUACGUGGAGCGGCUGCAGGGCGACGCUGCCCGGCUGCACAUCACUGAGCUGCAGGACCACGAUGCCGGCGAGUAUGAGUGCCACACACCCACCACCGAUGAGAGGUACUUUGGGAGCUACAGUGCCAAGACGAACCUCUCGGUGAUCACAGACACACUCUCAGUUUCCAUGGGGCCCCAGAUUCUCACCCGUGCUGAAGGGGACUCAGUAGAGCUCACCUGUGAGGUGUCGAAGUCCACCAGCCAGCACACACAUCUCUCUGUUGGCUGGUACCAUCUUCAGGGAGCAGGAGACAGCCAUACUGAGGAGAUCCUUACCCUGUCCAAGGAUUUUGUCUUGAGGCCAGGGGCCUCUUACACGCAGAGAUUUCUGAUGGGGGAUGUGCGGCUGGACAAGGUUGGGAACACCACGUACAAGCUCUCCAUUAGGGGAGUGAAGCCAUCUGAUCAAGGCCAGCUAUACUGUGAGGCAGCUGAGUGGAUUGAGGAUGCUGAUGAGACAUGGAAGGACAUCUCCCGGAAGCAAACGGAGAAGGCAUCACUGACAGUCACAAGCCUAGGUGAAGAUAUCCACGUGACCAUUGUUGCUGCUGAAAGCUCCCUUUCUGAAGGUGACACCUUGCAGCUAAAUUGCUGUGUGGGUGCCCAGGACAGCCGCAACAGGCAAUUCCAGGUGAUUUGGCUCCUCAACAGCACUGAAGUGGCCAGGGUUGAUCCAAGUGGAGUGCUGAUUUGGAAGGAGGAAUAUGAGGAGAGAGCCAGGCUGGGGCAGCUCCAAGCUUUCAAGCAAAGCAACACAGUUUAUGUCCUCACUGUAUAUGAGGUGGGGCUGAUGGACAAAGGUGUGUACAGCUGUUUGAUUUCAGAGGUGGAGAAGGCUUCUGGAGACUUUCAGAGCAUCCAGACCAAGCUGUCAUCUGGCUUCCGAGUCGAUGUGAAGCCAAUAGAAAGCAGCAUGCACCUGUCCAUGUCCACCAGCACAGCACAGAUAGUGGCAGGAGAUGCUUUGAUCUUCCUUUGUGAGGUGCAAGGAACAACCAACCCUCUGUCUGUGCGGUGGUGGCACCUGCAGCAACAUCAGGGCCCACCAACUCUUGUGGCCACCAUGGAGCAAGAUGGCUCGCUGACCCUGGGCAGUGCCUACCGGGACCGUGGUGCACAGGGGAGUAUCAGGCUGGAGAAAGCAGGCUCCAGCGCUUUCACUCUGGUGAUCUCCAACACGUCGGCCCCAAGCGAUGGCGGGUCUUACAGGUGUGAAGUGGUGGAGUGGUCCCGAGGCAAGAGCUGGAUGCAGGCAGAGGAAACCACGGUGACUGUCAGCCCUCUUGAUCUUGGUUUGCGUGCCGUGCUGAUAAGCCGAACUGCCACCGUCAAGUAUACUCAGAGUUUUGAACUCUUCUGCCAGCUGAGUGCCAGCUAUGCCCUUGAGGAGGUGCCAGUGUCUGUGAUAUGGCAGUUCCAGCCCAGCCGACCCACAGGAGACUAUCACGAGCUGGUCAGAGUCCUUCCUGGAGGCACCGUGGCAUGGGGGACGGCCCAGCCACACUUCCCGAAGAAAACCCAGUUGACAAAGGCUGCCUUUUCCUCCAGGCUGCUGAUCCACAGUGCCACAGCAGAUGAUGAGGGCACCUACAGAUGUGAGGUGGGGGUCUGGAGCAGAAGCUCCUUGCCGCAGGGAGAGCCGGCCGCUGCUGUGACGUCCAAUGCUGUGGGGAUAAAGGUUACUCUGCCAGAAAGCAAGCUUCAGGUUGCUACCGAAGAGAGCUCUGUGGAGAUUGCUGGCAAUGCCGAUGCAACCAUUGAAUGCAGAAUCUUGUUUGCCCAGAAAACUGUUCAGCUGGCCGUGACCUGGUACUUCCUACCACCUCCUCCGGCAGAUGCAACCCCGUUGCAAAUUGUAAGGGCCAACUACAGCAACAUACUGGAAUACGGGGCUGAGUUCAGCUCUUUGACACACAGGUCCAGAUUCCAGAGCCAGAGGGUCUCCAGCAACGUCUUCUGGCUGCAGAUUUUGUCUGCCAACCAUGGAGACCAGGGCAGCUAUUAUUGUGUGAUAGAAGAGUGGCUCUGGCUGGUAGAUGGCUGGUACAAACUUGGAGAGGGGCAAUCAGGAAGGACCACGCUGGAAUUUAAGCUCUCAGAGAGCAAACUGGACAUGGAAAAGACUAACUGCAGCAUCUCGGUGAGGAAGGGCACCGAGGUGACGGUGGGCUGCCUGUUGCGGGGGGCACACUCGCCUGCCUCCCGUGUCUCUGCCAUCUGGUUCCACGGGAAGGAUCACUCCAGUGUGAAGUCUCUGCUGCACCUCCACCGCGAUGGCACGGUGGAUUACAUUCAGGAGAGCCUGGCAGGCAGGCUGCACCUCCGCCGCCCUGCUGCUGGUGACUUCAGCCUGACACUGCAAAGUGUGGAGGAAGGUGAUGCUGGGGUCUAUUAUUGCCAGGUGCAGGAGUGGCAGCAGGACAGCAAGGGGGAGGCCUGGGCUCUGCAAGCAUCGGCGCUCUCGGGGUACACGAGGCUCACUACACUUCCGCCAGAGUCAACUGUUUUGUCCAGGAUCUGCUCAUCUCCACCACUGCUGAACUUCAUCCUAUAUUUACCUUUGGUUCUCAUCCUUCUCCUGCCCAUUGCUGGCUUCUACUGGUACCUCAAAUUCAGGAAGGUCAGAAAGGAUAACAUCAAAGACGACCAGCUGGUAGAAUUGCAAAGGACCGAAGAUGUCAAGCAAACUUAGCUGAUCUAUACUCAAAAAUGUAACUUAGAGGAGUGGAGUUGGACUGUGUGAGGGGGACUGAAUGCUUUCAGUGGGGCUUUGUAUUGUUUUUCAGCUUAGCAAACAGGAUCUUCAUAAUGGGUGUUUCUGUCUCUCAGGUUAGACACCCACCCAUCUGACACCCUGUUCAUUGUUGUACAUGUGAGAUCCUUGCAAUAGUUAUACACAUCUCCCCACAGUCCCAGUGUGAAAGGAAGUGGUGAUGUUCUCUUACAGGUAUAAGAGAAUAAUGGCUGCCUUUGAGCUGGGGCAUGAAAGUAUGGAAUUGUUGCUUGUUUUGGGAGACUUGACAAAGCAUGAGCAGCGAGCAGACUAAAAACUAGUGGCAGAGCUGGAAAUUGACCAUUGCUGUCCUGCUUAAGGCAUUGCGCUUGCCUUUGUGCAUCCCUUGUUGGUGCCAGUGAAGCUUCCAGAUCCUGGUCUCUUCUAGUUCUGGAAAAGCCAAAGAGUGUCUUCUCCAAAAGAGAGAGAGUCUUCAUUACGAACCUGCCACAAAAAGGCGUAGCCUGAGCAAGUCUACCUGGGUCUGAAGAAAGUCUGUGUCAGGAACACCACAGCUAUCCACCAAAGAGAAACUCUGUUGACCUAGCAAGGGCUCUACAUGUAGUCUAGGUCCAACACCAACCCAUCUUGGAGGCAGCCAUAUAACUGGGUGAGAGUAUAAAGUCUUCACAGCUCCUUCCUUUGCUGUGACUGCUGCAGGAGAAGGCGGCAUCCAGCCCCUCAUGACUUUGCUAUCUGUGGGUCAGUGAGCUGUACAGUUGGGACCUGCAGAGCUUGUACAACCUCUGGGUUGUACUAUGUAAUAUAUUGGCUGCAAGCAGGACUGCCUUUGUCUGUAAAGGGUUAUAUGCGUAAUGUAGUAGUUGAGUAAACUGGGGGCACUUCUCAAAUUGAGCUUAGCUGCUGCAGAGCUGGUACCAAGCCCUUGACCGCCUGGAGAGCAGUUCUGGCAGCCUCCUGGGUUUGUCUUACGGUCCUGCAGUAUGGAAAGGGUGUAAAAUCCCAAGGGUUCUCACCUGCCUAUAGAGGAGGACCUACUUGUCUGUGUGCUGGACAGGUAGUGAAUCCCCACGCUCUCCUUCCUGGAAAGGUGCCUUCCUAAAUGUGUGCCUCUUACGCUAGCUGCAAUACCAUGUGUAUCCUUGUUCCCUGCUGUGGCUGGGUCAGGGGGAAAGACAGGAUCAACAGGCUCUUACUGCUAUCGUAUUCAGACUAUGCCCUAGAAAUUCAGUAUUAGAAGCCAGUAAGGCAUUUCUGUCUCAGGUAUCUCUUACUCCUGGUAAAAUUGUGUAUGUUUGUGAGGCAGUUGUUUGUGUUUGUGGGGCAGUUCCUUUAUGGUCUGGGAUCCAGCCCACACUCAUCAGCAAACUGCUGUUUUGUUGGUGCUGGGCCACAUUUCCAAGGAGCUGUAAAGUUAGAAUUCAGGGUGUCGUUUGGAGCAGCGACCUGAGGCAGAAGCAACUGUGUGUAAAUCAUGGCAGAUGUCUAUCAAACAAAUUCUUUGAUCAGAGGGAGGGAGGGAUGGAGACACCACAGCCUCUAUAGAUGACCUCUUCAAGUUCUUCACUUUCCUUACAAUUAGAAAGGCUUCCUAUCCUGGAUCCCAAGGAAUUGGAGGACAGUUCACUCCCUUUCUCCUUAAAAAGCACUUUUUGCAUAAGUUUGAAGACUACUGCUCUUGUUUCCCUGCUCAGCCACCUUCUCUGUACUGACUGGCUCUAGCUCACUCAGCCUUUUCCUGCAGGCUGUUUUUUCUGGACCUCUUGUAGCUUUUUCUUAGCUCUCCUGACCCAGCCAUGCCUUCCCUGGUGUGAGUGCUCAGCACUGCAUGUGGAGUGCUGGCUGUGGCUUUGCAGAAAGCUUUUUUUCUUUCCCUGACCUUGUGGGUUACAUUCCCAUUUACGCAUCCCAGUAGGAUGUUUGCCUUUCGGUGUGUGUGUGACAGUGGGAGGCUGUUUGUGCUUGGCUUGCAAUCCACAGGCUCCUCUCCUGCAGAUUUGCUGUCUAGCAAGUUGUUUCUCCGCUAUGUGUUCAGGUUGUUGAUUUUCCUAUCUAAUUGUAGCACAUUUUACAUGGGUCUGUUGAACAGCCUUCUACACUAGUUGGCUAAGGAUCCCCCUGUCUGUUUUUCUCAUCGCUUCUUGAUGACACUUUAACUCCUGGACCAAUUUCAGCUUGUUUUAAUGGAGAAGUAGAUGUUCCUUGGACAUUAAGGUCCUACAAGUUUCAUGAAAAAUUGAUAGCUGGAUGAAGGAGAGAGCCCAGGCUAGUGGUCCCACCAAGGAAAGGCUGCAAUUCGAGUGUGGUAGUUAUGUCUGCUGUCCUGGACAGCCCUGAGCCAGCCAGACAUUUGCUGCCUGGGGCCCAGCUCAUGAUUGGGGAAUAUAAGAAGGAGAUGUAGGUAUGCUAGUGGUUAGAAAGUAGAAACUGUUUUUGACCAUAAGCCAAGAAUAAUUAUUCUCUGCACAGAGUUUAUCUACCAGUAUUGUGCUCUCCCUCUGAACUUUCAUCUGGAUUGUUUUCUUAUCUUGCUCACAGAAGUGCCUCAGGAGCCUACUUCAGAAGCCUAAAUCAAGACUUGCUAAAGUCAAGUUUGUAUGAUGUCUAUUGUUUAUCCCUUCCCACAAGGCCUGCUACCUUGUUGCAGAGGAGAAUUAGAUUGGUUUGACAUGGUUUUGACAAAAAAAAAAAAAAAAAAAAAAAAGGAGGCUAUUUCUGUUUUUCUUGCUUUCUUCUAGGUAAUUGCAAGUACUUUCUUUGUCCCCAUGUGUCUCUGAGAACUGCAGUAAAGCAGAUGUGGGCGUUUAGUUUCCCAUUUCUUUUUAAAAAGAGUUUGUGCUUUUCUUGUCACUUGGUGUCUCACGCCUCCUCAGGUGCUACCACAGCUAACCACCAGCAAGGCAGAUGGCUUGACAGCCUGCUCUUUCAGUGCCUCGGGACAAAUCUCAUUGGGACCAGUCUUUUUCUGAAAAAUUUAGCUCAUUUAAGCCCUUGCCAUUAGUAAGGGAGUGUUGGGGUGGCAGCAUGGGGGAGCCCCGCUGCAGCAGUUACUUGGACAGGGCAGCUGCUGUAAGCAGCAUGAGCCCCGGGUGUGAUAGUGCUGGGCUUGGGGCAUCCCUAACUCUGCCCCCUCAGCCCUCCAUUGCCAGUCUGUGGAGGAGUCUCUGCUGGCAUCAGAUAUUUGUGUAAAAAGUUGUAGAUGCUACAGAUUUAGGAGAUGGUGCAUCUGGUGGAUCAGGGGAAGAAGGCGGGCAGAAAGAGGGGAGGGCUCUCGAAAAGUGGGAUGCUUUCUUCUUUUCCUUUUCUGCUCUGUUUUUGCUCAGCUAGCCAGAGGCCUACCUAAGUAGCAAGUUUCCAUUCAUGCAGGUUGAGAGGUUUCAGUUUAAGCUCAUAAAGCGUGCCUGGAGCUUUGAUGAAAGGGUCUGACAGAGGAAUGUGUGUGUUUUUUCACUGGCACCCCUCCCCCCCCCCCUUUUUUCUCUUUCCCUCUGGCUUUGCUGGGUUGCAGUCAAACCUUUCAGCUAUAAUUUUUAAGAUGCAUUUUUUCCAGCAGUGAACUUGGAAAGAGUUUUAACUUAUCACAGCAAAAGCUGCAAAACAGUCCUAUUUUUAAAGAGAACAUUUCACUUGGCUGAGGUAAAUACAUGAGAAGGAGAGAGAGAGAGAGAGAGUGUGUGUGUGUGUGUGUGUGUGUGUGUGUGUGUGUGUGUGUGUGUUGGGUCAGGAGGAGGGUGCUGAUUUUGCUCCCAGGGCUCUUGGCCACCUUUAUCCUUCCCCAUCACCACCUUUUUCCAAGUCCAGGCUCUGAUGUAAAUUAGAGCAGCUGAUAAAAUAUACAGUUAGCUGUAAUAGCCCCAAGAGGAAUAAUAGUGCAAAAGCCUAGGCCCUGCAACACAGCAGUGCUCCUGUUGCAUCACCUCCCCCAGAUAUCCCCUUGCCACAGGAAUUUCCUGCAUUAGGGGCAGCAUGUGGUGGGAAGACCCAGAGUCCUUCUGGUCCUUUUCAAUACUUUGAAGAAGCAUAAAGGAGCUACAUGGCAAUGCAGAUUGGGUCCAAGAGGAAUUAAUCAGCUGCAAAGUGCUUGCAAGCAGCUAUAGAAAUAUCAGAGCUGUGUUGUGCUGGAAACUUUGCGUCUGGGAGGUUGCUUGUUGCUGUGCUGUCAGGGAUCAAUAUGGAGCUUUCUCCAGUCAGGGAGUCCUCGUUUCUCAAACGGGUCUGAAGUGAAGUUGUGGAAAUCAUAGUGCAAGGGGAGAGAACCACUUUCUCUCAAACAAGGCAAUGCAAACCUGCAGCUUGGCAGACUUUCCCCAUUCAAAACAUAGAUGAUGUGAGGGCAGGCCAGUGGGGAAUAAAACCAUUGCAUUGCCUGCCUGGAAGGUUUCUAUGACACAUGCCUUUGGGCAGGAGCAAGGCCAGUGUUUAACGCCUGCAUGUGCAGCUCAUGCAGCACGCAAUGGCACAAAUGGUCACAGAGGGAUGAAUGACUCUAAGCUGAAUGUGGGUGCACUGAGGACCUUUUGCUGUGAGACUACUCUAGCCCUUGAGGGGUGAGGAGUUAGUGGCUGCAAGAACAAUGGGAAGCACCUUGCAAGCAAGAAGAUGCUUCAAAUCCUCUUGCAGCUAUUGGCUGGGGAUUUGCUGCCCGGCCCUGCUCCCUGGCAGCAGAGGCCAUUGCAGCAGCAUGGUUUCUUGGUAUUGCCAGGGGAAGGUUAGUGUGGAAGGUUUCCAGGCUUUCAAGAACUACUUGCAAACAAAUGACUUGCAGUUCUCCUGGCAUGUCCCCCUCUCCAGCAACAUCUUUAUUCCUUCCUAUUAACUCUGAGUUGGUUCUGAAAUUUGACAUUUAGUUUUUUUUCCUGUGAUAAAAUAUUUAAAAACUACAAAUAAAAGAUGCAGUUUUGA
Dromaius novaehollandiae (emu) is the source of this 8009-nucleotide messenger RNA. RefSeq names its product CD101 molecule (gene CD101). Bases 51 to 3065 code for a protein of 1004 amino acids. The transcript is spliced from 9 exons. The record is from RefSeq and is a predicted model, not a curated record. Gene Ontology annotation, cellular component: membrane. Lineage: Eukaryota; Metazoa; Chordata; Aves; Casuariiformes; Dromaiidae.